AUGACGAGAAGACAACAAGAUCAACAGUCUAGGGUUUUUAACGAGCUCUCUGCUUUAAUUUGGGAUAUUCUCCGAUCUCCUCCGACGUCGAUUGACUUUUCCGAUAGCUCCCGGGUCAUGCAGCGUCCACCGGUGGAGGUGAGUUCAUCGCGGAGGUCUUCGGCGGCGCCUAUGCCGCCGAUGACUCCAGCGGGGUUCGCUUCUUUGUUGUUGGGAAUUUCGCUGGCUCUGAUGCUGUGUGGAUCGGUGACGUUCUUCCUUGGAUUCAUAUUGAUGCCUUGGGUGCUUGGAUUGGUCAUGGUUUUCUAUUUCAUUGGGAUUGUCUCGACCUUGUCGAUGCUUGGUCGUGCCAUUCUUUGUUACACUACUUCACCGUCCUCCCCGCGAAAGGACACCUCCGGCUGGAAACUCUUGUGA
Molecule: messenger RNA, 417 nt
Organism: Ilex paraguariensis (yerba mate)
Lineage: Eukaryota; Viridiplantae; Streptophyta; Magnoliopsida; Aquifoliales; Aquifoliaceae
Source: the annotation of a GenBank genome assembly